UUUUUCCGCAACUAUCGCUGAAGUCAACCUAGAGUUUUGCUCUGACUCCCUUGCGCACCCUGGAGGGAAGUGGAAGAGAUUUAUGGUAUCUCUGCUGUCACCAGCUGUCACUAGGCAGUCAUCCGAUUAUAAGACAUGUGUCCUAAAAUAUAAAUUCUAAUAAAUAUACUGUUGAUACAGUUUUGCUGGCUGUAUUUGUUAUGUGCAAUUUGAUAGUGUAGUAUACAUAAUUUAUUUACUACAUGUGGUGAUUGAUUUAUAUUAACGCACAUAUUAAGUUCAAUGUGUAACAAAACAUUUUGUUCUUUAAGUUUUACGUACUAUUAAAUAUCUUGAUAAACACUGAAGAGAAAGGUAUAAAGAUGACAAAUGUGGCAGGAAAUUUAAAAUUAGUUUGUGAUAAAAUUUUGACUGCUUCUACUAAAAGACCAUUAGAAUAUCAAUAUUUUGAACCAUGUCUAGUGGCUGUAAGCAAAUUAAAACCUCCUGAAUUAAUUAUAGAAGCUUAUGAAGCAGGUCAAAGACAUUUUGGUGAAAAUUAUGUAAAUGAACUAGCAGAAAAGGGAAAUCACUCGAGUAUUUUAGCGAAUUGUCAAGAGAUACAUUGGCAUUUCAUUGGUCAUUUACAGAGCAAUAAAGUCAACAAGUUAUUGAGUGUUCCAAAUUUAUAUGUCAUAGAAACAAUAGAUAAUGAAAAAAUUGCAUCUGCACUGAAUACCUCUUGGCCUAAAUUUAGGAAACAUAAUGACAUAAAAUUAAAAGUGAUGAUACAAGUAAAUACUAGUGCAGAAAAAGAAAAAAGUGGUUGUGAAGUUUCAAAUGUUUCUUCCCUUGUAAAAUAUAUUAUCGAUAAUUGUGAAAACUUGGAAUUUAUUGGGCUUAUGACAAUAGGCAAGUAUGGAUACGAUAUCGCCAAUGGUCCAAAUCCUGAUUUCUUAUGUUUGAGAGAAUGUAGAGAGAAUGUUUCACAAGAAUUAGGUAUUGACUCGGACCUCGAUAAGUAGAAAUUGAUGAGAAAUGAAAAAUGUUCUGAGUUAUAGAGGUUACAACUUACAGAGAUUCAGUAACCAAUUUUCGAUUUACAGAGGUAUCUAAAAAAACGAAUUUGAAAUAUAAGUAUGUUUAAAUUACAAAUGCACCACAAUUUUUAUUGUUUUUUAAAGUCAUUGCUGGAAGGUGAUUAUUAGCAGCAGCUGAUGAUAAUUAACAACAAUUUGUUGCGAUUCGUGUCUUCUGUUAUAUUGGUUGUCUUGGAUUUUCUUAAUUGAACUCUUAAAUGAUCUUGAUUUUUUAAGGAAGCAGAAUAAGAUUUGUUGAAUUUUCAAACAAUUUUUGAAGUUUUCAAACAAAUUCAAUAAGAAUAUUGAUAAAAUUUAUUCAUAAUAAUCUGUAAUUUUGCUGUGCAUUUAAUGUACAAUACUUUUCAACACAGAUAGCAUUAUAAAAUUGUACUAAAACAGAGAAUUGGCGGCAAUACAAUAAGAGGCUGACUGGUUACUACAAGAUUUAAUAAAAAAAACAAACAAAUUACAGUUGCUGUAAAAAUUGUCAUAAUAUGUUUCUCAUUGUAAUCAAUUUCUAUAAAGGGUCUAGCAAGGUAAGCAUGAGAAAAUGGCCCGACAUCAAUUUAGGUGUUAUUGUUUGGUAAACAAUGUUCCUCGUCUGAAACAUUAUUUUCUAAAAUUUCAGAUCCCUACCCCCUCGUUUAAGGAUAAUAUGGGGGUAAACGCCCUUAACUUUAUCAUUUUUUUUCUCGAUUACUAGUUAAGAUAUUUAAAUACAACAACCGGGAAAAAAUAGUUACAUAUUAACUUUAUUUCAUAUAUUUUUCUCCAAAAUGUAAACCAAUUAUCAAGUAUGGAAAAAUAAUAAUUAAUUUUUUGAUUUUUGCAAACAAUCCUUUGAGUUAUCACUGCCAAAGAAUCAAACAUAAUGCUCCGUUAUCGAAUUAUUAUAUUUAAAAUCCAGAAAAUACUCAAAUUGGUAGAACAUAGUUAAAUAAUUUAAAGAAUGUGAAACUUGUAAUAUGCGUAUAGAGAAUAAACUUUUUUAAAAUAAUUUCGUAACAAAAACUUCGUUUAGCAAAAUAAAUGCGUAAAUAAAGGGAUAUUAUAUUAAAUUGAAACAAUAGGCAAGAGAUCAGCCGUGAGUAUGUACCUGUACAUACAAAUUAAUAAGUAGCUAUUUUUUCCCGGUUGUUGUAUUUAACCGUGAAAAGAAAAUAAUAAAGUUAAGGGCUUAAACGGGCGAGUAGCGAUCUGAAAUUUUGCACAAUAAUGUUUCAGAUGAGGAACAUUGUUUACCAAGUAAUAACAGCAAGAAUUGGCGUGGAGGCCAUUUGGCCAUGCUUAUCUUGCUAGACUCUUUAAGUUACAUUACUUAUAUGUCAUGCAGCUUUAAAUUAUUUUUGUCUCUUGUUUAAAUUAUCGAUGUUUUACGGUAGGAAAUUAUAAUUUUUGACUUAUAGAGAUUAUAGAGAAUUCAGUUAAGUAAUUUUUUUUAUAUAAUGGUAAAUAUUAGAUAAGAACGGUAAACUGUAUUAUCUCAUUAUAAAAAAAUUAAAUUUAAAAAAGCAUAAUAUACUACCAUCUAAAAACAAAUUCACUAAAAUAACUUUUUCAUCCUAACUGUGAGCAGUACCGUAUUUGUAAAAGUGCACA
This is a messenger RNA of Hylaeus anthracinus, 2660 nucleotides long. Its product is annotated as pyridoxal phosphate homeostasis protein. Gene Ontology annotation, molecular function: pyridoxal phosphate binding. The record is from RefSeq and is a predicted model, not a curated record. Lineage: Eukaryota; Metazoa; Arthropoda; Insecta; Hymenoptera; Colletidae. The coding region runs from base 363 to 1004 and encodes 213 amino acids. Gene Ontology annotation, cellular component: intracellular anatomical structure. The transcript is spliced from 4 exons.